Molecule: messenger RNA, 1419 nt
Organism: Rotaria sp. Silwood2
Lineage: Eukaryota; Metazoa; Rotifera; Eurotatoria; Philodinida; Philodinidae
Source: the annotation of a GenBank genome assembly
AUGUCAGAACAGCAUGAUCUAUCCCAGUUAGGAGUUAUCACAGUUGUUUUCAAUCCCGUUCGAUAUGAAAUUCGUUAUAAAUUGUAUUUUGAAUUCAAAGAACACAUGGCACGUUCUGGAAUAAACUUAACCACUGUUGAAUGCAUCUUUCCAAAAGCAACUAAAUUUGGAUUACCUGAGCAAAAGUUUGAAGUGACACGAUCUGACAAUCCACAUGAUAUUCAAAUUAUUGCACCUUCAGUCAUGUGGAUAAAAGAAAAUCUAAUUAAUAUAGCCGCUCAGCGUUUACCUAAACAUGUUCGCUAUACUAUCGAUAAAACAACUGAUGAAAAAAUUUAUUGGAAAUGCGAAUCUGCACAAUCACUUAAAUGCAAAGGUCGAAUUCAUACUAAUUCUCUUAGUACUAUUAUAUUACAUGAAACUAAUAAUCAUAAUCAUCUUGGAAAAGCCGUUUCAAGUGAAAUUAGAAUAUUUGAAGAAAAAAUUCGUGAUCGUGCUAUUAAUUAUAAUGAAUCUACACAAACUGUUAUUGAUAAUUGUUUAAUGAAUUUAUCGGAUAAUGCUGUAGCACGUAUUCCAAACUUUAAACAUAUUAAGAAUUUAUACAUUUUUUGCACCACUUGUAAAUUCUGUUCCGAUUGGCCUCAUCUAACGAUAAGAGCGUUGCAACAAUAUCCUAUCGUACAACUAUUCAAAGUCGGUUUCUUUAAUGGGUCUGAUGGGGAAAAGGAUGUACUGAGAACAGACUAUUCAUUUGGUUAUUCAAUCUGCCAUAAUAAACCAAUUGCUCGACAUCAUCCUGAUUGGUAUGCUCAUCCAGGUUAUGCAUGGGCAAUGCAUCGCAAUGCGUUUGAUGCCAUUGGUGGUCUUCUUGAUUUUUGCAUUGUUGGGCCAGGUGAUUUACACUUUGCUUAUGCUCUCUUGGGUCGAAUUCAUGAAACAUAUCCAUGUAGCCUUGGUAAAGACUAUCAACAAUCAGCUGAAGAAUGGGGAAAUCGAUUAGCUACGAUAGCCGGUCAUGGUGCUAAUGUUGGCUAUGUCAAUACUGAUCUGUUUCAUCGAUGGCAUGGUUCGAGAGAAAGUCGUGGCUAUAACAGCCGAUGGUCGAUCUUGAUUGACUAUCAAUACUCGCCUGUUACUGAUCUGAGACAUGAUAAAAUAUCAGGCGUGAUUGACUUCAAUUCAACGCUUGGGGAAUGCAUAGAUGAUCCACGAAUCAAAAAAAUGAAACAAGCGAUGGUUAAUUACUUUAUCUCGCGUAACGAGGACACAACAAAUACUUCAAAACAGGAAUCAACAACGGAAAUUCCAAUGCAAUAUCAAGAUGCGAAUAAUUAUCCCAUAACAUCAGUUCCUAAUGAACAACUCUUGGUCAAUGCUUCACACCACCGAUCUGACGCUUUUCACGAUGCGGAAUAG